Messenger RNA from Pantherophis guttatus, 2508 nucleotides. RefSeq names its product pancreatic lipase-related protein 2-like. Gene Ontology annotation, molecular function: lipoprotein lipase activity; protein binding. The record is from RefSeq and is a predicted model, not a curated record. Gene Ontology annotation, biological process: lipid metabolic process. Lineage: Eukaryota; Metazoa; Chordata; Lepidosauria; Squamata; Colubridae.
UCUGGGUAUUUCAAUUUUGAUGUAUUUGGUUAUUCUGUGUAGUAGUAGUGCUUUCAUCAUUCUUUUGCUAGUUCUGGAUCUAAGAGUGCUGUGACAUCAAAUGAGACCAUGAUUUCAUCUCUAUCUAUAGUCAGCUCUUUGAUUCUUUGGAGGCACUGUAGUGAAUGUUCAGGGAAUAUUCAUGUCUCUCUGUGAGAUAUCUAAGCUUAUUUGUCAGGGUGUUUUUUUAGCAUUGUUGUAGUUUGGAGGGAAUAAGCAUCUUGCUGAAAUACCUUUGGUCAUCCUUUGAAUCAACAAUACAGUAUAAGAACAGUGCCCAGCAAAGUAGAGGAAGGAUAGCAAAGUAUUGAAGGAGAAUAUUCUGCAUGGAAGACUUCACAGCAUUAAGAAAUGUUAGAAUGAGUAAUCUAAUUUGGAUUGUUGUCUACUUCCUACUUGGCACAGCAGAAGCCAAUGAAGUCUGUUAUGAAACAAUAGGCUGCUUUUCUGAUAAACCCCCUUGGUCAGGAAUACCUGGGAGACAGCUGUUCGGCUUACCGGCAUCUCCAGAAAAGAUGAAUAUUUCUUUCUCACUUUUCACAAAAGAAACUGGAAAUCUCUCACAAAAAAUAUUGUACAAUGAAAUAUCAAGUCUCCAAAAUUCUAACUUCUCCCCAUUGAGGAAAACCCGCUUUGUUAUCCAUGGAUAUACAAGCACUGGAAAAUAUGGCUGGGUAGUGGAGCUGUGUUUGCUUCUGGUAGAUAUGGAAGACAUUAACUGUUUUGCUGUUGACUGGGAAGAUGGAGCUAAAUGCACCUAUUUCAUUGCUGGCAGCAAUAUCCGUGUUCUUGGAGCAGUGAUAGCUAAAUUUAUCUUUACUAUGAAGAAAAUCUAUCGGUAUUGUCCUUCCAAAGUCCACCUCAUUGGCCAUAGUCUUGGUGCUCAUACUGCUGGAGAGGCAGGAAGACGACUUCAAUAUGUUGGAAAAAAAUCUCCUGCCAUUGGAAGAAUAAGCGGUUUAGACCCAGCAGCCUUUGGUUUUGAAGGAUUCCCUGAGAUGGUCCGGCUAGAUCCUUCUGAUGCUGGAUUUGUGGAUGUCAUACACAGCAAUGGUGCCCGAUUUCCUUUAGGACUUGGGAUGUUUAAUGCCACUGGUGAUAUGGAUUUUUAUCCCAAUGGUGGAAAGCUUAUGGUUGGAUGUAAAGAUGUAAAACAGGAUCAGGAACAGGAAGAGAUUCGUUCGGUUGGAAAUUGCCAUCACUCACGAAGCCAUGAGUACUACAAAUACAGCAUUCUCUAUCCUAGUGGGUUCCUGGCCUAUCCCUGCAAAUCAUACGAAUCUUUUCAAGCGGGAAAUUGCUUUCCAUGUCCCAAAGAAGGCUGCCCAGUAAUGGGUCACUAUGCUAAUCAAUCCCAUGAUAAAAUGAAGAAAAGAAAUCAAAACUACUAUCUAAACACAGGAUUUAAGGAACCCUUCACCAGUUGGCGAUAUAAUAUAUCUGUCAAACUAAAUGGAAUGAAAUAUGUGAAAGGAGAAAUAAAUAUAGUUUUCCACAGUAAAAAUGGAGAUAUGAAGGAAUAUCAGAUUAUGAGGGGUAGCCUUAACCAAGAACAAAUCUAUUCAAAGCUCACAGAUGUAGAAAUUAAUCCAGAAAAUGCUUCAAGAAUUGAGUUUGUUUGGCACAAGCAAUUCUUUACUGUCUUUUGGGCUCAACUAGGAGCAGAAAAAGUAAAUCUUACCCGUGGGCAGGAUGGGCGCAAGACUUCCCUUUGUGGCCAUGGAACAGUAAAAUAUGAAGUUCCUCAAAUGCUUACACCUUGUGGAAAACUAAAGGAGACAUAAUCAUAAAUUGUAAGAGUAAUGAGGAACAGCUUCUUCACGUGGCCUCUGAAAGAGCUUGAUGGUUUGAAGUAUGACCUAUUGAAACAAAUCUUCUGUCAUUUCUUUUCAUCGUCUCAGCUCGGAACACAAUCAUCAUAAUUGUUUUAGGUAUAAUAAAACAAUAGGUAUCAAUUUCUGUUUCAAAAGAAAUAAAAUAGGCAUAAAGCCUGUGUGGUGUGUGUGUGUGUGUGUGUGUGUGUGUGUGUGUGUGUAGAGAGAGAGAGAGCAAACUAUGAAUAGAAAAAAAUAAUGAAUGCUGUUUAGGAUACGGAGUAUCUUUACUUGACAAGAUACUUCUCUGUAAAUUUGCUUUUUAAUUUUAUGCAUAGAUUCCAAGAUUUGAUGUGCUCUGAUGAGUUUAUGUUUAUAAAGUGUAAUUUGAAUAGCGAGAAUUUGCAUCUUUCUCUUCCUUUUCAGAGGUUUUGUUUAGAUUGUUGGAGGCAAUAUGCUGAUUCUGUAACCGGUUUAGGCAGGGCUGUAAAGCACUGUGAAGCAGUAUAUAAGUCUAAGUGCUAUUGCUAUUUGCCUGCUUGAUAGGGCAAAGAAUGUAUUUAGAUGAAUUCCAAAAUGUUUAUCAGUUGUCUUCACUUAUGUGCACAUAGCAAAGAAUACAUUAAAGAUUUGGAUUCAUGGUUCCUUCUACCCA